ACUGCAUCUCUCUCCCUUCAGCUGCUGUCUGUGGAGGGGCGUGAACAGAGUGCAAAAAAAAAAAAAAAAAAAGCCAAGUCCUGCAGCUCGACCAAAAGCAGUGAGGAUUUGCAGUCGGGGGAUACUCUGUCAUCAUCAUCAUCAUCUUCUUCUUCUGCCAGAGCAAAGCUGCUCUUUGUCUCUCCUUUCCUUGCAUUUCUCCCCUUUGCUCUUAUUGUCUCUCCUCCAUCAUGUCUCUGAACGGCGCCGACGGGGACUUGCUGCAGAUCCCUCUGGGGCUCAUCAACAGCGCAGGAAAGUAUCUGACGGCCGAGAGCUUCGGCUUCAAAAUCAACGCCUCGGCCAGCAGCCUGAAGAAGAAGCAGACCUGGACGCUGGAGCAGACCGGCGAGGACGGCAGCGCCGUCUUCCUCAUGUCCCACCUGGGCCGCUACCUCGCCGCGGACAAAGACGGCAACGUUACCGCGGAGAGCGAGACGCGCGGCCGGGACUGCCGCUUCGUCAUCACGGCGCAUGAGGACGGGCGGUGGUCGCUGCAGUCGGAGCCCUACGGCCGCUUCCUCGGCGGCAGCGAGGACCGGAUCACCUGCUUCGCGCAGACAGCCUCGCCGGCGGAGAGAUGGAGCGUCCACCUGGCCGUCCAUCCGCAGGUGAACCUGUACAGCUUCGCGCGCAAACGCUUCGCGCACCUGAGCGCCCAGGAGGUCUCCAUAGACCGGGACGUCCCCUGGGGCGUCGACUCGCUGGUGACGCUCGUCUACCGAGAUCAGCGCUACCACCUGGAGACCUCGGACAACCGAUUCCUGCGCAACGACGGCAGCCUGUCGGCCAACACCGACAAGGACACCGGCUACAUGUUGGAAUUCCUCUCCGGGAAAGUGGCAUUCCGCGACUGCAACGGCCGCUACCUGGCGCCGGUGGGUCCCACGGGGACAAUGAAGUCCGGGAGGAGCGGCCGGGUGGGAAAGGAUGAACUGUUUGGCCUGGAGCGCAGCCACGCUCAGGUGGUGCUGACUGCGGGGAACGAGAGGAAUGUCUCUACGAGGCAAGGCAUGGACUUGUCAGCCAAUCAGAGUGAGGAAGGAGACCAAGAAGUCUUCCAAGUGGAAAUGAACCGUGAAGACAGGAAGUGUGCCUUCAGAACCGCUGCUGGGAAAUACUGGACACUGACGCCUGCUGGCGGACUGCAGUGCACGGCCUCCACUAAGUCUGCUAACAGCUACUUUGAACUGGAGUGGCGGGAUGGUCGCGUGUGGAUCCGUGCAGCCAAUGGGAAGUAUGUGACUGCCAAGAAGAAUGGACAACUGGCUGCUGCAGUUGACAAUACAGGGGAGGCUGAGCAGUUCCUUGUGAAGCUGAUUAACCGUCCAAUCAUCGUUCUGCGUGGAGAGCAUGGUUUCAUUGGAGCUCGUAAAGCUGGACUUCCAACCCUCGACUCCAACCGGGCCUCCUACGAUGUUUUCCAACUGGAGUUUCACAACGGUGCUUAUUCCAUUAAAGACUCCCAGGGGAAGUACUGGUGCGUUGGAGACGACUCUGCAGUGGUCUGCAGCAGCUCCACACCGGUCCAGUUCCUGCUUGAGUUCUGUGAUCUCAACAAGAUGGCGAUUCGCGCUCUGGGUGGGAAGUACCUUAAAGGCGACCAUGCCGGAGGGCUGAAGGCCAGCGCAGACUCUGUGGAAAGCGCCACCCUCUGGGAAUACUAAGAAGUGACUUUUUUUUUUGUCUUUGUCCGCAUAAUGCUUCAAACUAUUGAUGCUCAAUGUCUGCAGGAUGUUUUUUUUUCUCCAUAUUUGUGUGUGUGCAGUUGUGAAUUUGGUUGGACGGUUGGUCGUGUUGUAAAAACUGAAUACCAUUGCACCAGGGCACUGCAGGCAUUUUCUUUCCUGAUAAUUGACUAUGCUUCCUGGGUUUCUACUGGAGAUUUCCGGCUACUUCUCAUUGUUCUGAAUGUGCCACCACAAAUCAUUUGUUGUCACACCCAGACAAACUUACACAAGCUGUACCUAUCUGUGGUGACUGCUGGUAAAACAAACAAGUAGAACUGUACAACUCUAAACCUUCAUUAUCAAGCUUUCUGCUGCUAUAAAGACCUCCUGUCUAGAUUCUCUGCUCUCAUUCAUUGCUGUCUGUCGAAACAUUUAUAUAAGACACCAGAUGAAGCAUUGUGAAUGAUUUGCAUCCAUCGGCUGUAAAUAAGGCUUUCGCUGUCGUUGAAUGGUUCAGUACAUGAUAACCAUGGAAACGUUGGAUGGUGAAUCUAGGAUUUGCCCAUGUGCUCCAUUUUUAGAUGUAAGUAGGGUUCUUCACACUCAUAAAAUAUUGAUUAAUUUACAGCUUAAGAAGAUAAAGCUGCUUUUACUUCCAUAUUACAUCCUCAGAGAUCCCUGUGGUCAGAAACCGUUACAACAUGUAAUCUAAUAAGAAUAAAAAGAGUGAAGAAACCUGAAAGGGGCUUUUAAUAUAAUUUUUUUUUACAAGUCAGUUAAAAGCACAGGUGGUGAAAGAGGACGUUUUUAAGAACAAGGUUUCCUUGGAUGCACAUAAGUACAUUAUUUUAAACUGUGAAAUGACACUGAGUAAAGAUCUUUACAAUUAUGAAGUGUCUGUUUGAAAUAAAUCAAAAGCACAUGUUUUUUUUUCUCAAUCAGAUCUAAACAGGGUGCUGCUGCCAAUGUGCAGACACAAUGGUAGAACCUUCAUCCCUAAUGGCUUUUAUUGUUGUUGUGCCUUUGGUAUACCAUUUACUGCUUUCUCAUUCGUGCUUUUCCAUUUUACUGAACCGAAUGAAACUUUAAUAAAGUGCUCUCUUACGCAGUCAA
Fundulus heteroclitus (mummichog) is the source of this 2822-nucleotide messenger RNA. RefSeq names its product fascin. Lineage: Eukaryota; Metazoa; Chordata; Actinopteri; Cyprinodontiformes; Fundulidae. Gene Ontology annotation, biological process: establishment or maintenance of cell polarity; cell migration; actin filament bundle assembly. The record is from RefSeq and is a predicted model, not a curated record. Gene Ontology annotation, cellular component: lamellipodium; actin cytoskeleton; microvillus. The transcript has 5 exons. The coding region runs from base 231 to 1706 and encodes 491 amino acids. Gene Ontology annotation, molecular function: actin filament binding; protein-macromolecule adaptor activity.